AUGGCUCACGGUGAGGUCAGGCCACUCGAUACGCUCGAUGAACUGCUGGCGUUCAGGAACAUCCACCCAUGCGUCGUCGAAAAGAUCCGUGAAGUGAAGCGAGGUGAUGGGCAGGCUCCGAGGACCAUGUUUUGUCACGACAUGAUGGGCGGCUACCACGAGGACCGGUUUAUCAACGGAAGCGACAAGCCCUACGGCUACCGGUUCCACCACUGGCAGCUAAUCGACAGCUUCGUCUAUUAUGCCCACCACCUUGUUACGAUCCCCCCUCCAGGAUGGAUCUCGGCUGGCCACAUACAUGGCGUCAAGGUCUUAGGAACUUUCAGCCUAGAGUCACUGGCGGGCAUCCAGUUUAUCAACAAAGUCAGGGGCUCCAGACUGGAGAAGGAGGUGGCAUCUCAGCUGGCUCGCAUCGCCGCCUUGCACACGUUCGACGGAUGGCUCGUCAGCAUUGCCUGUAGGCUGGACAGGUCAUGCAUACCGUUCGUAAAGGACUUCCUCCGCCUGUUGACCGAAGAGAUGCACAGCGCCGUUCCUGGUUCCAUGGUCAUCUGGUACGACGCCGUCGUUCGAACCGGCAAGUGCGCCAGGCAAAACGAGCUCAACUGCAAGAACGUCCCCUUCUUCGAUCUGUGCGACGGGAUCUUCAUCCACUUCAAGUGGACCGAAGACAUGCUCGAGGAUUCGGCGAGGUACGCGGGCGACCGCAAGAACGACGUCUACGUCGGCAUCGACGUGUUCGGACGAAAGACGGAGUACGCCGGAGGCUUCGAAACGUGGAAGGCCGUCGCCCAGGCUCGCAAGUAUGGUUUGUCGGCUGGCAUCUUCGCUGCAGGUUGGGUGUACGAAACCCAAGACAAGAGCAAGCUCAUGGAAAACCAAUGUCGGUUCUGGAACUUUCCUGAAAAGCUCUGCAACGAGUGGCGCAUUGUUACCCUGCCGCUGAAGACCGGAUUCUGUCAGGGAUUCGGCAGGAAUCUGUACAAGGAUGGCAAGGUUGCGUCUCACGUGCCGUGGUACAACCUGGCUAAGCAGCAGCUGCAGCCUCGCGACCAAGGCACGGCACUCUGUGGAGGAUGCUGCUCAGCCAUCGUCGACACGACCACAGCCUACAACGGAGGCGGCUGCUUGCGUCUGCAGUUCGAGCCCAAGAAGUUCCACGUGGAGCCUUACUUCAGGCUCUUCGGCUGCGACCUGCGUCUGGGCGUUCUCUGUGUCAGGUACGCGAUGCAGCAGUACGGUGCCGAGCGCAUUGACUGUGACGUCGCGAUUGUGCUGACGGUGCGUUGUGAGGAGGGCGAGAAAGAGAAAAUCCGACUCGGUCUCAACGUCACCGUGCCAGACGAGCAACGAUAUGCAGUGGUGCGAGACCACGCGUACAAUCUCGGACAGGACGCGCCUGGUAAUGGCUGGGUCACCAGGAAGUACACGGUACGGGACCUCAGCGGUGAUGCGAAGCUGCAAGAGAUCGGCGCCACCCUGGAGUCCACUGCUGCCAACUGUUGCCUACUGGGUGAAAUCGUGGUGGAGAGGCAGACCGACGUCACAGACAACGUCUCGGAAGAUAGUGACGAAGGCCCCGAUGUAGCGAGCGAUGACGGUGAUUGGGAACCGAGCGCGAAGAGGGUGCGCUCGUGA
This is a messenger RNA of Rhipicephalus sanguineus (brown dog tick), 1638 nucleotides long. Its product is annotated as cytosolic endo-beta-N-acetylglucosaminidase-like. Gene Ontology annotation, molecular function: mannosyl-glycoprotein endo-beta-N-acetylglucosaminidase activity. The record is from RefSeq and is a predicted model, not a curated record. Lineage: Eukaryota; Metazoa; Arthropoda; Arachnida; Ixodida; Ixodidae. The transcript is spliced from 9 exons. Gene Ontology annotation, cellular component: cytoplasm. The coding region runs from base 1 to 1638 and encodes 545 amino acids. Gene Ontology annotation, biological process: protein deglycosylation.